Molecule: messenger RNA, 2081 nt
Organism: Tarenaya hassleriana
Lineage: Eukaryota; Viridiplantae; Streptophyta; Magnoliopsida; Brassicales; Cleomaceae
Exons: 10
Coding region: 249-1859 (536 amino acids)
Source: RefSeq, a predicted model, not a curated record
ACUCCCCGGGAAAAUGUUGGUUCUCUCUCUCUCUCUCAUCUUUCCUGGAAAAGUAUCAUGAGGUUUUUCCUUUCCAAGUUUGGAGGCACAGAAGCAUAAAGGUUGGAACUUUUCAAAUUACGCCUUUGACGUUUCGAGUAAGAUUCUGAUGGAUGAUGGGCUUCUUCCUUUGGAUUCUCUGAGUAAUUCGCACGGGCAGACAGAGCGCGAGAAAGUGAGAGAAAGUGAGAGAAAAUGAUGGGUCUGAUAUGCCGUUCCGCUUCGUCUUCUCCCACUUGUUCAUCAUCCUCUCCGAGAUCAUGGGUCUUUUGUUCCUUCUCUGCAGGAAUUCUGAGAAUGUGGUUUCGCAGAAUGUACUUGACGCAUCACUUCCAAGAUUCCCUUCUUACCGUACACCGCAGAUUGUACCUAUCGAGAAGAGAUUAUCCCACCAAGCUUCCAGUGUCAGUGAAACGCCAAAGUCUCCGGAGAAACUGAGGGAUGAGAUUGCUUCGCUCGAGUUUGAAAUCCUGCGUUUGGAACGGUAUCUGCUGUCCCUUUACAGGACAGCCUUCGAUGCUCAAGUUCCUUCCUUGUCUGGUCUUACAGGAACAAACUUACCAAACGACCUAGCUGGUUCACCAUCCGUGUCCUUGGCAAAACAGUUUAGUCAUAAGUUCGAUCAGAGACCCGAGCCCGUCACUGGGUUUGGCUACCGUUAUCAAGCCUCUCCUUCUUACAACAAUCCAUUUUCGUACCCCCGGGGUUUCCCUGGUACUCUAAAGGCCUUGUCAGCGAGGGAAGGGAGAAAACAGGUUUCUGGUAAUCGCAGACUCGGAGAUCUUCUCGGUGCUUCUCAUAUCAUUGAAAACAUUGUCAACCCGAAUAAGCUUUCAGAAGAUAUCGUCAGAUGCAUAUGUUCUGUAUACUAUACGCUUUCCGGCUGCUCAAGAACAGAUUCUGGUUUCUCAUAUUCUCCGCCUUCAUCAUUGUCUUCCUCCAGUGUAUUUUCUUCCAAGGCUCCUUACGAUAAUAGCUUGAGUCUUCACUGCAACGAAGAUAAUAUUCUGAACCAGCGUUUCGCGGACAAUCAAGAAGCGGAUUUUUCCUCGGCUAUCGUAAUAGAGACUUUGAAAAUACACCCAGAUGACGGUAGUUUCAAUUACGCCGCCCUUAUGCUGCAAAACUUCAGAUCUUUAGUUCAGAAUCUCGAGAAGGUCGACCCGAGUGGAAUGAAGCGAGAAGAGAAGCUUGCGUUUUGGAUAAACAUACACAAUGCACUAGUGAUGCACGCUUACUUAGCCUACGGAAUCCACAACCGUGCAAGAAACACCGUGAUUUCAAAGGCAACAUACGAUGUUGGAGGCCAACGGGUAAACCCUUACAUUAUACAGAGCUCCAUCUUAGGCAUCCGACCCCAUUACUCUGUACCCAAGCUGCAGACACUGUUCUCGCCAUCAAGAAAGUCGAAAACUUGUAGUAUCAGACACAUAUACGCCUUGGAGUAUCCUGAACCUUUGGUCCAUUUCACACUUUCUUCUGGUGCAUCCAUGGAGCCUCCGGUUCGGGUUUAUACUGCAGACAGUAUAUUCAGGGAUCUAAGACAAGCCAAAGGAGAGUUCAUCAGAAACAACGUGAGAACCCACAAAGGGACAAAGAUUUUAUUGCCCAAGAUCAUCUGUUACUACAUGAAAGACAUGUCAAUGGACAUGUCUGGUUUCUUGGAAGCAACAACUGAUUGUUUACCUGAUGGAGCGAAGAGAAUUGCCCAGAAAUGUUUGAAGGACAAGAAGAACAAACACGUUGAAUGGUUGCCGGAAAACUCAGAUUUCCGGUAUGUUAUCGCCGGAGAAUUGGCCAGAGGAAGAACCAAGAGAUGAUAUAAAUCUCAUCUGUUUUCUUUUUUUUCCUUUUUGUGAUUGGUGUAAAGUUUGUUGUUUACUUCUUGUAAACUCAGAGGUGUUUAGAUUUUCUAUAGGAGGGUGUGAGCGAAAUUUGGUAUUGGUAACUUGGUGAUCAAGUUAUUAGAUAACCGGAAAUUUGAUUUCGGUUUGGUUUUUGUUGUAUACAUACAUGUUUAAGUAAGUAGGUGAUUUGCUUAA